Leptinotarsa decemlineata (Colorado potato beetle) is the source of this 729-nucleotide messenger RNA. RefSeq names its product F-BAR domain only protein 2-like. The record is from RefSeq and is a predicted model, not a curated record. Lineage: Eukaryota; Metazoa; Arthropoda; Insecta; Coleoptera; Chrysomelidae.
UAGGGGAUUUAUGAUUUGCUCAGAUCAUGAAUGAUCCAAUAUAACAGUAGUGAGUCUUUGACAUUAGUUCAGUUGCUGUCAUUUUUUUGACAUAACUGACUUGUGGAUCCGCCCCCUAUUUCAAUAAAAAAUAAUGGUAAAAGGGAGGGAUUAAACAGUUUUCAAGGGUUUUUUUUCAACAAUGCAAUAAACAUUGGAUCUAAUAGACUUGAUUUCACUGUGAAUUAAAAUUAUUGAAUGAUGUUAGUUUGUGAUUUGUAUCAAUAAGUAUAGUAAGAAGUGUCAUCAGUUGUCAGAGUGAAUUGUUUUUAAUUUACGAGUUGAACUCUGUUGUGCCCUUUGUAAAACCGUUAAUUAUUAAAUAUAAAUUGGUAUGAUUACAUAGCCACAAUGACGGUUGAUUUCAAUGAUUAUUUCUGGGGCGAGAAGAAUAAUGGAUUUGAUGUUUUGUACCAUAACAUGAAAUAUGGACUUGCAGCCAGCAAAGAAUUUGCAGAUUUCCUGAGAGAAAGAUCUAAUAUAGAAGAAAAUAAUUCCAAACUAUUGAGUAAGCUAGCUAAACAAGCUGGUAGUUGCUGUGUACAUGGUACUUUCGCACCACUCUGGCAGGUUUUGAAGACAUCAGCAGAGCGCUUGUCAGCUUUACAUAUGCAAAUGGUACAGAAAGUUUCAGAUUUAGUCAGGGAAGUCAGCAAAUACGCAGAGGAACUCCAUAAGAAGCAUAAAUUG